UGUUGGGCUCUUAUGAACGCGAUGGCGGCUCACGCUAGCGAGCUUGAAAUUGCAAAGAAAAAUUUAACCGAUGCAAUUGGCGAUAACGUCAAGCAUUACUGGGCAAACCUAAAGCUGUGGUUCAAGCAGAAGAUCAGUAAGGAGGAGUUUGAUGUUGAGGCACGUCGUCUAUUGGCACAGGAGAAUGUCCAUGUCCACAAUGAUUUUCUUCUGGCCAUUCUCACACGCUGCCAGAUCAUCGUCUCCACACCAGAGGGCGCCGGUCAGCUACAGUGGCAAGGUGGCUCUGCUUCAAAGCCUGGCAAACCAAAGGGAAAGAAGAAAUGUUCCUCUAGACAGAAAUUUGAUCAUCGUUUCCAGCCUCAGAACCCUCUGAGCGCUGCCCAGCCUUUCAGCCCGCGGGAGGUUGGAGGUGAGGAAGAGGAGCUGCGUCUCAGCGCCCACACUCUGCUCUUACCCACGCGGGGCCAGCUGGAGGCCCGCAUGAUGGUGACUGCGUUUGAGCUGGGCCUGGAUAACAUCACAGAAGAAGCCGUCAGCAGCAUGAUCCAUGCCGUUGAGCACCACUUGAAAGACGUCCUGACUGCCGUCAUCACCCGGAGGAAGGCAUAUAGGUUACGAGAUGGUCGUUUUCCCUACGCCUUUGGCAGUGAUGUCACACCACAGCCUUAUCUGAAAAACAGCCUCGCUGCGUACCACAGUGUUACAGAAUGUCCCCCUCCAAGUGCCUCCCUCGCUGCUGGUCCACCUCCUCAAGUGUCACCUGAUGAGGCAGAGCAACAAGCUGUUCACUUAUUGGCUUGCUCUGCUGACAGCCUCCCCGCGCCCCUCCCUCCAAUCAGCAUGUUUGAUCUCCUGGAAGCUUUACAGGUUCACCACGGUGUGAUGCCCUCCCACACUAUGUACGCCCUGAACAUGGAGCGCAUCCUGGCACGGCUCUGGCACCCGAGCCAUGAAGAACUAGAGCAGGACCACAUACACCGGCAGCGCCUCGCUGUAAAAGAGGGAGUGCUCGUCAGCUGAGAACCGCUGACGCAGGACUUUACAUGGACCGCAGCUAUCAUCAGGAACCAAACACAAAAAGAAAUGGAUGAGGAGCAGUGUGUCCAAAAAAACUCAAUGCCUUUUUAUAAUCAUAUCCCUGUUUCACAAAGAGAUAAAGCAUGAGUGGAACAAGAUGAAACAAAGCAGUUGGACAGUGGAUCCAGAGUGCACCCUCAACUCCAGCCAGCAGCCAAUAGCUGGCAAUUUAUUUUUGUCUCUUCCAAUAGCCAUUUUGGCAGUCGACCAGUCACUAUUUGGAUCUCCUGCUAUAGAGCGAUAAACUGAUUUGGUGGCAAAAUAUUGAAAGUAUUUAGUUUAGAUAUACCAGCGGCUACAAGCACCAGACUGGAAGAAAGUUUCCCGGGCAAGCAGCGUUCAUUUUUCACUGUCAGAUAUAGGCAACGACUGUUUAAGGCACAGUUCACCCCAGAAUUUAAAAAUACAUGUUUUUCCUCUCACCUGUAGUGCUAUUUAUCAGUUUAGAUCGUACAAGAUGCUGAGUGUUGGAGAUUUCAGCCAAAGAGAUGUCUGUCUUCUCUCCUACAUAUGGAACUAGAUGGCACUUUAGCAGUUUUGCUUCACUGGAAAGCCGAUGACGCUGCCAAAGAGCUCUUUGUCUGGCUUCUGAGCACUUCUGCCUCCUGUCUGAAGAAGGUGCU
Messenger RNA from Plectropomus leopardus (leopard coralgrouper), 1703 nucleotides. RefSeq names its product transcriptional adaptor 1 (gene tada1). Gene Ontology annotation, biological process: regulation of transcription by RNA polymerase II. The record is from RefSeq and is a predicted model, not a curated record. Lineage: Eukaryota; Metazoa; Chordata; Actinopteri; Perciformes; Serranidae. Gene Ontology annotation, molecular function: transcription coactivator activity. Gene Ontology annotation, cellular component: SAGA complex.